Messenger RNA from Rotaria socialis, 1407 nucleotides. NCBI's taxonomy places the organism in Eukaryota, Metazoa, Rotifera, Eurotatoria, Philodinida, Philodinidae. The record is from the annotation of a GenBank genome assembly.
AUGACAAAACGUCUACAUCAUUCAUCAUCAUCAUCUUCAUCAUCAUUAGAAGUAUCUACACUAGAGGAUAAUGAUGAUCUUGAUUUAUUUUCUUUUAAUCGAAUUCCAUGCCGUACGAAAAACUCCGGUCGAUAUCAAUCCAAUAUUUAUACUGGUUUAAUAUCAUCAAAUCGUCGGUAUUCAAAUGGAAAACUUUUCACUCGUCUCGAACAAUUAAUAACAAUAAAUCACGAUGAUCAAAUUCGUUCGUUAUUAUUAACACUUCGUCAUUAUUCAAUGAAACAUCAAUGGACGCGUACUCUCUAUUAUUUAAAAUAUAUUUUACAGUCAUCAUUUUGCCGAUCCUAUAUUCGUCUUUAUUGGCAAUUUAUAUUUCGUUAUCUCAUAGAAAAUUUUCAUUCCAACGAUCAAAUCGAUAUAGAUUUAUUACCACAGAUCUUUGAAAUACUAUUUCAUUCGCCAACAAUCAAUCGUACACAAACAUUUUAUUCAUAUCUUUGUUUGUAUUUAAUAAAUCCACAAACAAUUUAUUUAUAUAAUGAUAUUGAAACACGUUAUAAAAGUCUUCCAGCAUCGUUCUAUUCAGGUCGAUGUAAACAUGUCACUUACAUUCCCAUAUUUGAUCCAAAAUUUGAACAAUUAUUAAUAAUAAAUUUACAUUUUCUAUAUGAUUAUAGACAAUGGCUAAAUAAUUAUACAAUUAUUCAGACAACAAUAAAUCCAUUUCAAGAUAAAAUUCAAAUUUUUAUUGAUGACGAACGAGAUUUAGAAUUAUGGACAUUUAAAUUAUCGACUAAUUUUCAUGAAAUUCAAUUUCUAUCGAAUCAAUACUUUGAUAAUUAUGAUAUUUAUUUACUGAAAUAUCUUUAUUUUCUUUAUGUAACUGAGACGCAUACAGAUCAUAUCUAUCCUAUACUACAAUUGUAUGCUGAACAACAUCGAACAUAUAUAAAUGCCUAUAAAUAUAUUUACUGGUUUGAUUCCAAUCUAGAUGAUCUAAAGAAAUUAAUUGAUUUAGAUCCAAGUUCAUCACCUUACGCAUUAAUUUAUUGCCAAGAAAUACGUAAUCCUAUUGAAAUAUUUGAUCGAUUAUUUGAUUAUUUAGAUUAUGAAAAAAAUAAAAAUGAUUAUCAAGCAUGGAAUUUACUAUUGAAAAAUCUCUUCCUAAUUGAUAUUGAUGAUAAAAUUAUAAUCGAAUGUAUUAAACAGAAUUGGUUAAUAAGAAAAAACGUAUGGAAAAAAUUUCAUUUUAAUAAUUUUGAAAAAAUUGAUUAUGAUAAAGCAAUGAUUGCCUAUAUAUUAAUUGAUAAUGCACAAAUAAGAAUAAAUAUACGAGACAAAUGGUUAAACAAUGAAGACAAUGAACAAGCCGAUCUAUUACAUCAACGAUUGAGUGUUAUUGAUUAA